AUGGAGGCUGGCACGGCAAGUGAGCCGCAGAACGAUGGCGAGCGAAGGCGUCAGUCCUUUCAGAUUGUUGAGCUGCUCGUAGAUCUCAUCUACGGAGACCUCGUCCGCGGCGACCGCUGCUGCCGGCGGGUAGCGGACGCGCUGAUCGCAUCGUACGAGGACGCCAUCCGGUGGCUCGUCACGCGUGAGCAAACGUUCAACGCUGCGCUGAAGGGCGCCAUCAACACGUACUGUGCGAGGUACGUCCUCCGCACCGCACCGGAGCUACUCAUCGCGUCCAAGGAGACCGCCGCCGCGUAUACACGCAUCGCCGCCGUGCUGCGCGAAGGGGAUGGCCUCACAUGCAUCGGCGAGGCGAUGGCUGACGAGUUGUCGCACCUGACCCGCCGCCUUGAGACGCGACGAUUUGCUCGGCUGCUGGACCUCAUGGGGAACGCCGUCGUCGCGUACAUGCGGCAAGCGUCGGAUCAGCACGAGAAGAAGGAGGAGGCUCCAGGUGAGUUUCUGCUGCGGCAGCAGGACCAGCCCGCCUUCUGGGCGAGUGUGGGGCGAUUUGCGGUAGAGGCGCCAUUGCACGGCGGCCACAAGAGGCAGAGGGAGGACGAGGGCCAGCCGGCAGCCACAAACGGUGCGACACCAACGCGCGGUUUCUCAGAGGAGAUUCGGCUCGCCAUGAGCUCACCUGUACGGACUGCCGCUCCUCCAGUGGUUAGUCCGGGAUUAAUUGCGUGUGCGCAACAACAACAACAACAGCAGCAGCAGCAGCCAUCGCCGUCUUCCAUCGAAAUGCCUCAUGAGGAAGAGAUGACAGCGGUAGUACAAACUGUAGCCGAAACGGCGACGCCACCGCGUGCCAGGCGUGCCAUUCUACAGGUAAAUGACUCUGUGGUGUCGGCUGCUGAAAAACUGGAGGGGAAUGGCUCCUGCACGGCUCAAGACACCAGCAGUGGUCUCGUUAUCGACGACUCGUUGGGGGCACCCUCCCCGUCCUCCGGGCAUCCACAGCGUGGGGAUGUCGCCGCGGCUGGCGCUGGCAGUGGCUGCACAUCUGUCCCUGAAGGUGACGUGCAUGUGCGGAGCUAUUUUCUCUGCGCGAAAACAGGCCGCUAUGAGCCCGCUGGUGCUCGGGGAUUUUUCGCAUAG
This is a messenger RNA of Trypanosoma grayi, 1143 nucleotides long. RefSeq lists its product as hypothetical. NCBI's taxonomy places the organism in Eukaryota, Euglenozoa, Kinetoplastea, Trypanosomatida, Trypanosomatidae. The transcript has a single exon. The record is from RefSeq and is a predicted model, not a curated record. The coding region runs from base 1 to 1143 and encodes 380 amino acids.